CCAUAUGAUUUGGGCUCUCAGACCCCAAAAGUUCAGUUAUGGGUUCCAAACAACGCCUACGUGGCUCUGCCACUGCCAAAGAACGCCUACGCUGGACACAAGAACUCCAUGAUCGUUUUGUGGAGGCUGUAAAUAGACUUGGGGGCCCUGAGAGGGCAACACCAAAAGGUAUAUUGAAAGAAAUGAAGGCUAUGGGUGUUUCAGAAUUAAACAUAUAUCACGUCAAAAGCCAUUUGCAGAAAUACAGGAUCUCCAAAUUGAUUCCAGAGUCCCCCACAAGAGGAAAGCUUGAGAAGAGAAGCAUGUCAGAUAUACUGCCAAAUUUUAGUUCUAUAACUGCUCUUCAGCUAAAGGAAGUCCUUCAAAUGCAGACAGGGAUGCAAAAUCGCCUGCGUGAUAAAACAGAGGUUCAGAGAAGUUUGAAGCUAAAAAUUGAAGCACAGGGAAAGUACUUCGAGAGAAUUGGACAAAGUAAUCAUAGCAAAACAAUCAUUGGAAAGGCAUGCAAGCCUUUUGCAACGACAAUUGCAUCUCUGCCUUCACUUUUUGAGGAAUCUGAAUCCUUGAAAACUCAACCUGAGGAAGAGCAUCAAUCAGCCAAAAAGCAAAAGAUUUCAGGAGAGGGUGUUUUUCCAACAAGUUUUGAUCAUGAAUCAUCCACCCCACCUGAAUGCUACAACGAAACCUGGGAUUUUUCUUGGAGUCAACUUGCAGCAGCAUGCCAAUCACCUUUGGUGCCCAGUUUCUUAUGAGUUUUGUUUAAUUAGAAUAUAUGUUUGCCUAAUAAAAGAAUGAUGAUGAUGUCGAUCUUAUUGUAAUGUUUGGUUGAUGUUUUGGGCCUUCAAAGCAUUUAAGUGGGGACAUUCAUUCAUAUCUCGGAGGACCUAGAAAGGAAAUAAUAUCUGUACUUUGUAAUAUACUGUUGGACAAAAUAAAAGUUUGAGCUUGGUUAGAAUUGUCA
Glycine soja is the source of this 961-nucleotide messenger RNA. Its product is annotated as myb family transcription factor PHL7-like. The transcript is spliced from 6 exons. The coding region runs from base 39 to 752 and encodes 237 amino acids. The record is from RefSeq and is a predicted model, not a curated record. Lineage: Eukaryota; Viridiplantae; Streptophyta; Magnoliopsida; Fabales; Fabaceae. Gene Ontology annotation, molecular function: DNA-binding transcription factor activity; DNA binding.